This is a messenger RNA of Fibroporia radiculosa, 1047 nucleotides long. RefSeq lists its product as uncharacterized. The record is from RefSeq and is a predicted model, not a curated record. Lineage: Eukaryota; Fungi; Basidiomycota; Agaricomycetes; Polyporales; Fibroporiaceae. The transcript has 4 exons. The coding region runs from base 1 to 1047 and encodes 348 amino acids.
AUGGCGUCAUGCGCAAGCCUAGAUCCUCAAAAGAAGGUUUGGAUGGUUACUGGUUCGUGUUUUGGUUUGUGGAACCUACGAUUUACUUUCCAAACGGCCGCCAUCCUUGGAAAAUGCCGACCAUACCCUCCGCCUCGAUUAUUGAAUUUGCGCUGGUCAGGUCUUGAUCGCUACUUGAAAUCUAAUCUCUUCACUUUAUGCGCAGGCACCUCCUCCGGCUUCGGAAAGCGACUCGUUCCAAUCAUUCUCGCUCGAGGAGAUUAUGUGAUUGCAACGGUCAGGAAACCAGAAGACUUUCAGGUCGUCGUGUCCGAAUCAGAUGUCCAUCGCGUGCAUAUCAUCCUGCUCGAUCUGAAAGAAUCUGAGCAGAGCAUUAAAGAGAAAGUCAAAGGGGCACUUGCGAAAUGGGGCCGCGUUGACGUGCUUAUCAACAAUGCCGGCACUGCCCCGAAGGGAUUACUACCAGAGGGCGGGGCCGAAUUCUUUAUGGAACACCUCCAGAUCAAUGUCAUCGGGACCAUGAGUGUUACCAAUGCCGUCCUUUCCAACAUGCGAGAAAGGCGCACAGGGACUGUUGUGUUCUUGGGUAGUCGUUCCGCAUGGAGGCCGGACAUAAUUUUGGCCGGAUAUUACUCAGCCUGGAAGGCAGCAAUACAUUCCCUGGGUGCGUCGUACGCAGCAGAAUUAGAACGCUUCGGUGUUCGUGUUACGGUCUUCUGUCCAGGAGGUUUCCGGACAGAAAACAUACACACGUGGCCAAUUUUGAUCAACGAUCACAUCCCCGAAUAUGAUGCUCUUCGAGAGGAAACGAGCGCCCUAUUCAAUGCGAAUUGGAAGAAAGCGCCAGGAGACCCAGUGAAGGCCAUGGAACUCCUGGUAGACGUCGUGAACGGGGAGGGAAAAGCAGCUGGAAAGAAAUUUCCUUUGUAUCUGCCCGUUGGAAACGCUACUUUCGAUGCCGCGCGGGCGUACUGGCAGAACCUGUCUCAGACAAUGGAUGAGUGGGAGGACGUGGCGAAGAACUUGAACUUUGACGAGGAAGAAUGA